Messenger RNA from Enterobius vermicularis (human pinworm), 306 nucleotides. Lineage: Eukaryota; Metazoa; Nematoda; Chromadorea; Rhabditida; Oxyuridae. The record is from the annotation of a GenBank genome assembly.
AUGCACAGAGGCCCAGAGACGAAAGACAAGGCAACAAGGGUAACGACUGAGCAAAGGGUCAAAUUAGGUGUGCAUACGGUAAAAAAGGUGGGACUUAGGUUGAGUAGGCGGUACCGAAGUCGAGAAAAGGAAUGCGUCGACGGCGAGAGUGCUAGAGAGGACAGAGCAGCAGCGUAUGCCGGUGGGCUGGAGAGACGGAGGCCAGAGGCUCAGAGAGAGGGACACGGACAAAUGGCUAAUGUAAUGCGUUGCGUUGGACGGUCAGCGACCGGGUGGGUUAUAUAUUUGCCCUUAAGCGCGUUUUGA